Messenger RNA from Adineta steineri, 1440 nucleotides. Lineage: Eukaryota; Metazoa; Rotifera; Eurotatoria; Adinetida; Adinetidae. The record is from the annotation of a GenBank genome assembly.
AUGGCAGCAUCAUCUAUGCAAAUCUUGGCGACUAUUCAAGCUAUUCAGACUGCUGAAAUUUCACUUGUUCGAAUAAGUUCACCAAUUCUUAUGAUAUUUGGUUAUAAUAUUGAUCCAGCAAGAACAUCGAUGAUAUUUUGCAAAUUUAAAUUCUAUCUUACCUUUUUAACGGCUAUUCUAUCAUUGAGUUUUAUUAUUUUAGCAUGUUUUGAUCGAUUAAUGUUGAGUUCAUUGAGUGUAAGAACGCGUUCAUGGAGUCAACCACGCUUUGCUUGGCGAGCAAUAGUUUGUACAUCAAUUUUUUGGAUAGUUUUUUCUAUUCAUGCUAUAAUUGGUACAACCAUACUUUCAGAAUCUGGUUAUUCUUAUUGUUACAUUGAACAAGGUACUUAUACAAUUUGUAUAACGUUGUAUGCAACUAUUAUAAAUUAUCUUUUACCACCAAUUCUCAUGACAAUUCUUGGUAUGUUUACCAUUUUUAAUGUUCGACGAACACAAAGACGAGUUCAUUCAAUAACAACAAAUCAUGGAUAUACACAUCGAAAAGAUCUACAUCUGUUACGUACUGUAAGUUGUAUAAUCAACUUAAUUGUUUUUACACAGAAGAAUCUACGACGAAGUCCAUGUACAAUCUAUUUUAUUGCAUACAAUAUUAUGAAUUUUCUUUAUAUUUAUACAGCAUUACUGACUUUGGUAGUAACUGCAGGAUAUAGAAUUGAUCUUACUAUGUACAAUUUGGCUAUUUGUCGUUUACGUCUUUAUGUAACUAUUUUAUUCAAUUGUUUAAGUCCAUUUUAUUUAGUUUUAGCUUCGAUUGAUCGAGUUUUCAUUACAUCACCAAAUGCUCAUACACGGCAACGAAGCACACAUCGUUUUGCUUAUAUGUGUAUUGGUAUUGGAACAUUAUUUUGGUCAUUAUUUCAUACUCAUUUAUUGAUUACUUCAACUAUUGUACAAAUUGCUCCUAAUACUUUCCUUUGUACUCUUCAACCUGGUUUUGAGACUACAUUUGGAGGUUAUUAUUCUCUUCUCGAACAAAUUUUAUCGUUUUCAUCACUGAUUAUACUUGGAUUAUGGUCAAUAAAGAAUAUUCGAAAUAGUGCUCGUCGUAUUACAGAUAUUCCUCAUUUAUCUAUGACUGGAAGAACUCUAGAAAAUCGUGCUCAUUCUACUUCUGCAAAAGAUCGUCAACUUAUCUUUAUGUUACUUAUGGAUGUCAUUAUUUAUGCUUUAUUUAGUUUUGUAUUUGCAAUCUUUCUUAUGUAUCAACAAAUCACACAAUAUCACAUAAAAAGUAAUCAACAAGUACAAAUUGAAAAUAUUAUUAGAUAUCUAUGUUUAUUUAUUACUGGUAUUCCAUUCUGUAUUAGUUGUUAUGCAAAUUUAAUUGUAUCAAAAACUUUUCGAAAUGAAGUUAAGAAAGUUAUUUUUCGACAAUAA